GCGGGGGUGGGGGAUGAGAGGGAAGUGGACUUUUCCCUCUGCUCCAGGGACAGUCAAUUCCCAUGGUUGGGUUCUACUUGUUUUUAAAAGUCCCCGUCUGCAAUAAAGCUCCAUUUUCUAAUGCUGUGAGAGUUCGCCUGGGAGCUCAGGCCUGGUGAAAGGUGCUGGAUCACCAGACAGCCUGGAGGAGGAAGUUCUAGCUAUCCACCAACCAGACACAAUGUGGGCAGCAGUAGGGUGAGCUUCCCAUCCCCCUGGCCUGGCCAUGUGCCUCCCCAGGGGUCCCGUCCCAUCCCUUCUGUGUGUGUCCUUGUCUCGGCUGAUGGACUCCCCGAGGGAGAUGAAUGUGUUUCUUCAUUUCAGCCAGCGUGGUUUGGAAAUGUAAGAGUUUAAAAAAAAAAAAAAAGAAAAGGAAAAAAAAAGAAAAGGAACCUUAUACCCCACAAAACAACUAUCCGCUCCAGCAGCCCCUGCACUGGGCAGCAUGGGGCUGUUCCUUUAACUGGCCAGGACUUUGCUCUUCCCCAUCACUCAAACUAGGCUGCGCUGAAGGGUGAGGCUGUGCCGUGCUGGGUGGCACGGGAGUGUUGUGUAGCGCCGGUGCUGUUACCCUGCUUUGACAGGCCACCGAGCGGUUGGAAGCAAUGGCCGACCACGUCCAGCCUGUCAGCCUGCCCCUCAUCCCAUCCGCGUCCUCCACAGCUCCCUUCCCGCCUGCACAGCUUCACCUCCCAGCCACGUGGUGAAGUGACCUCUAGGGGGCGUUGGCUCGGUACCUUUUCCAGGAUAAAGAUUUGUUGCUCUCUUGCAGCUAGCGGGUGUCUGGUAUCAGGGCCCUGGGUGAUGCUCAGCAGAGAGGCUCACGGAAGUAUUGAUGUACUAAAUCUCCAGGGAAGUCCCCUACCCACAUCCACUUUACACCAGGAGUGGAUUUGGCCCAAUGACUCUGCUGUCGCUGCUGGACUCUCACAGGUAAUUUCCCUCUCCAGCUGCCCUGUUUGAAAUGAGUUUGACCCUGAUCCCGUUCCCAGCGGCCAGGUAUCCACAUCCCAAAAUACCACCACCGCAGCUGGCCUGACUUGGUGCCCGUGUUGGCAGCCUCACUGGAGAUGGUAAAGGCUGAAUGGGCCUGAAGCCUGAACGCGGUCUCCCGCCUGCCCCCCUACUUCACAGUGGACAGAGGUGCAUGAGUGGGGAAGCCUCCGUUGCCACUCCCUGAGCCAUGCCAUGUCUGUGCAUCAAUACAAGGCAGCUACGCCCUGUCUUCUAGCUCCCAAAGGGUCCAUUAUAAACCCCCUCUGUCCAUAUUCCGCUCACACCUGUCCCAAACCCAUCCCUCAUGGCUCUGGGGCAAUCAAUCACCCCCUCACCCACCCCUCUUAGCAAACAUGUCCUGCUCAGGAAAGAUGCCUCCUGGUCCGUGAGCUCGUCCCAGACAGUGCCUCUCUGAGCCCUGGCACUACCCCGGGGCUGCUCCCUGCCUGUGGAAGAUGUUGCUCUGCCCCAGGGCAACGCCUUGAACAGCCCUGUGGCUUGGGCCAGCAAGGUGGGUUUGCAGACAAAGCUGAGACUGAAUUCAGAUUCCCCCCCUUGCCUCAGCUUCCUUCUCUGACCAUCCUGUUUCCCUCCAGGUCAGGGGUGGCUCCGGAGCCACAUGCGGCUCUUCAGAAGUUAAUAUGCGGCUCCUUGUCUAGGUACCAACUCCAGGGCUGCAGCCACAGGUGUCAACGUUCCAGUGUGCCGGGGGGUGCUCACUGCUCAACCCCUCGCUCUGCCAGAGGCCCUGCCCGCCCCCUCCCCCCCGAGCCUGCACUGCCCUUGGUCCGCCCCACUUCCCCCCCAGAGCCUCCUGCAUGCCAUGAAACAGCUGAUCCGGAAGUGCGGGGAGGGAGGGGAAGGUGGUGGGGGGAGCUGCUGAGGAGCUGCUGACGUAUUACUGUGGCUCUUUGGCAAUGUACAUUGGUAAAUUCUGGCUCCUUCUCAGGCUGGCCACCCCUGCUCUAGGGUUAGUGCUUCUUUCUUCCCCACCCCGCAUCCAACUGUGGAGAUUGGGGCAUCCCACUGGAUCUGCAUGGGAGGAAGGGAGUCGGCAGGAAAAAGGUGGGGAGUGAGUUAACUAGGCCCCUACUGCCCCAUCUGUGCUCACCUCAAGCAGCCCCUGCUGCAAACGCUCUCCUGCCCGGCUUUCCAUCCACCAUCAUGCUUCCAUGUCAAUGUCCAAUCACUCCCUCGCAGAGGUUGGCUCAGGCAGGGUCCAUGCGAGCUGGACCCCAGGGUUGGGCGGGCAGGGCUGCAGAAGGGAGCUGGAGCAGCAGGGCUGCCUGACUUGGGAGGAAGCUCAAAGACUCGGGUGGGAGGAAAAUGAGCCAGUUAGGGUGAAGGCUGGGAGGGAGGCUCUGCCCUGCAGGGAGACCUGGGCUGCAAGGGGGAUGGGAGGGGGGAGAAGUGGCAGAAUUUUGGGGAUCCAGGUCUCCAUAUAGCUUUUAUUUUUCCCUGUUCAGGAGGACAAAAGUUAAGCAGCAAAUCACCCAGCUCCUUAGCCUGGGUACCGCCCCAUAGCUCCGGCUCUCCACAGAGCCCCUGUCCAACUCCCUUCACCUGGGUGGCAUCUGGAGCAGCCAUGGAAGGGGGCACCCUUCCUGACACUGGCUGGCCAUUUGCCUCCUGCCCUCUGUUGAGGCUGCACUGUCCCCUGUCACACCAGCUCCCAUGCUCGGAAGAACAUGAAUAGCAGAUGGCCAUAUUCAACACUGGCGGCUAUUGGCUUCAAUGGAGCAGCGCCCGCCUCCGCCAGCAGUGAUUUUGGCCUGGGGCAUGCAAGGCGCCAGGCCAGGGGGGCUGACUCGGAGAGGAAGGGAAGGAAUCUGUCUCACACCCCCAGCAGAAAGGGUUUGGGACGACAUGAGAAGGAAAAGGCCUGUAUCUCAUUGCUCUGCUUGCUUCGAAGCCAACCAGGGGUGUGGUGUUUUCAAACCUUAAAAGCAAACACACAGAAAACUGACUGUCCAGCAGGAGAUAUUUAUACAACUGACCUGAUACUAGAGAAAUAAAAAUGGCCUGAUAUCAAUGGCUGGCCUAGUAACUGGAUUCCAGCACAUAGAAAUUCGAGAGACUGGCACUGUGUAACUACCCUGGGCUGGGAUCCAAUCUCGCAAACUCUUACACACAUGAGCAACUGGAGGCAUGUGAGGAAUCCCAUGGGAGACUUGGUGCAUUGCUCCCCGGCUGUAGGUAGGUUGAUGCAGAUUAUGUUUAAUGGGCUGAAAAUGGUGGAUUCUGAGCAAGCAGCAGUUGUGACCAGGUGUGUCCAAAACCCCAUACACAACCCCGAAUCCUACUAGCACUGAUGCCCAGGCCAAAUCCUCCAGGUGCACAUAGUCCCAUUAACUCCAGAGGGACUGCUCAUGCUGUGUGUUUGCAGGGGUGUGGCCUGUCUGAGUCUCCAUGACAUUUGCUGCUAUUAUUUGUAUUAAGGCAGCACCUAGGAGCCCAGUCAUGGCUCACAGCCGCACUGUGCUAGGAGCUGUACAUGCAGGGAACAGAAAGACAGCCUCUGUCCAUGACAAUGGGCCUGGAAAGCCAAUGUGCCCCAGAUUGCUCUGAAGCCCUCCUCUCUAGGGGAAGGAGAGUCGCUCUUCUUUGGUGGGAGAGAAGGCUUGGUGGGGAGGAAACUUGCUCUGAUUUUUUUUUUUUAAUUCUGACACUUAAACUGACCUUUUAUUCAAUCCCCGCCCCCCUGUUGUCAGUGAGUGCACUGGGGGGGGGAUCCGUGCUGGAGGGGGGCUGUCCCAUGAUGUCACUUUCUCUUGAGAGAUGAGGGGAUCUCCACUGCAGGGGGUACCCCCAUACCACUGUUUUGGGGGAUCCCUGCUCCAGGGGGUACCCCCAUGUCUCUGUCUCGGGCGGAUCCCCGCUGCAGGGACCUGCCCCCCACCUCCGUUUCUCUUGGGGAUUCCGCGCCCCCCGCCCCCUGGAGCCGGCCCCAGGGCUGCCGCUCUGACACCAGUUCCUGUUGGGCGGAGCUGGCCGCCCUGCUCCCGGCUGGCGAGGCCCCCAGUUCCUCGCACUCGCAGGGAGCAGCCCGUCGGCGCGGCAUGGAGGGCGGCUCGGCGGGCGGCGGCGGCGGCGGCCUGCCCAGCCCGCAGGACUCCCCCUUCGGCUGCCCCAUCUGCCUGGACGCCCUGAAGGACCCGGUCACCAUCCCCUGCGGCCACAACUUCUGCCUGGGCUGCCUGGGGGCGCACAGGCACCGCCCGGGGCUCGGGGCGGGCGGCGGCCAGGGCGCCCCCCGCUGCCCGCUGUGCCAGGAGCCCUUCCCGGCCGACCUCCAGCUCCGCAAGAACCACACGCUGUGCGAGCUGCUCCAGCUCCGCCAGCCGCCGCCCGGCGCCCGCAGCCCCGUGGCCCCGCCGGCGCCCCCGGGGGAGGAGGCGGCCCCCGGCCCGCCGGAGCCCUGCGGCGCCCCCCAGCGGCAGGAGCCGGUGCUGUGCGACGUCUGCCCCGAGGGCGGGCGGGCCACGGCGGCCCAGUCCUGCCUGGUGUGCCUGGCCUCCUUCUGCCCGCCCCACCUGCAGCCCCACCUGCGGAGCCCGGCCUUCCAGGGCCACCGCCUGGUGCCCCCGCUGCGCCGCAUCGAGGACAGCCUGUGCAAGCUGCACCUCCGGCCGCUGGAGAGCUUCUGCCGCACGGACCAGGCCUGCAUCUGCCAGCUGUGCCAGGGCCAGGAGCACCGGAGCCACGAGGUGGUGGCGGUGGAGGUGGAGCGGGAGCACAAGGAGGCCCAGCGACCCAAGAUCCUGAGCUGCGUGGAGAACCAGCUGGAUGAGCUGGGAGUCACCGUCGCGCAGACCAGGAAGACCGUGGAGCUCAUCAAAAGCGCCGCCCUGAAGGAGAAGGAAAAUGUUAGCAGGCUCUUCAAUGAAGCAUCCAGAGCUCUGGUGACCUUCCAGAAAGAGGUGACUGGCUUCAUUGAGGAUGGCGAGCGAUCCAUGCUGAUUGAGGCUGAAGGGGAUCUCCGGCAGAAGGAGGAGAGGCGUGCCAAGCUGGCUCAGUGCAGGCAGAACCUGGAGCGGGUUCCGAGCACGGAUACCAUUUACUUCCUACAGGAGUUCCAGGUGUUAAAAAUGGCAGCUGAGGAAAAGAGUUCCCUGUGUCCAAGCUUCCAGAAGGAACUGAGCUUCACCAAGUCUAGCCAGGCUGUGUGUGCCAUGAAGGAGCUGCUGGUGACUGCAUGCAAGAACCAGUGGGACCAAUUGCUGGGGAAGGGGUAUGAAGAGUCUUGUUUCCAUGGGAUGCAAGAAGCAGUCGCUGAGCUCCAACCUUCGGACAAAUCAAACAGUCCAGCCUGCUUGGAGACAAGAGACUAUUUCCUGAAAUUUGCCUUCAUCAUCGAUUUGGACAGCGACACCGCGGACAAGUUCCUCCAGCUGUUUGGAACCAAAGGGGCCAAACGUGUAUUGAACCCCAUCGGCUACCCCGAGAGCCCAACCAGAUUCAUCAACUGUGAGCAGGUGCUGGGCGAGAACCUGAUGAACCGAGGCAACUACUACUGGGAGGUGGAAAUCAUCGACGGCUGGGUGAGCAUCGGCGUCAUCGCCGAGGACUUCAACCCGCGGGAGUCCUACGACAGAGGCCGCCUGGGGAGGAACGAGAAAUCCUGCUGCCUGCAGUGGAAUGGACAGAACUACGUGGCCUGGUUUGGUGGCUUCGAAUCUGUUAUCCAACAGCCCUUCUUUCACACGAUCGGGGUGUACCUGGAGUAUUCGGAAAAGGCACUGACCUUCUAUGGGGUCAGGGACUCCAAGAUGACGUGUCUCCAACAGCUCAAGGUUGCCCGCUUCAAAAAAGGCCACUUUGACCCCUUCCAGAAUAAGAUCAACCACCAGUUCCCAUUGCUGUUUGCAUAUAACCUCAAACCAGCCUUUUUCCUUGAAAGCGUAGAUGCCCAUAUGCAGAUCGGGCCGUUGAAGAAAGAUUGUGUUUCAGUGUUAAAGCGGAGGUAACUUGCAGAGAAGACUCAGGAGUCUCUCUUGUAAUUGUUUACCAGCACCAUGGCUUAUAUAGUCUUCUCUCUGGAAUAGCCCUGCCAACCCACUCUAGCCCUGUGCUGUUUGUAACCCAGGGGUUAACAAACAGAAGUCGCCCCUUAGUGAAUAGAGACCUGGACUGCGACUCAGGAGACCUGGGUUCUGUUUCUGGCUCUGCCAUUGCGUGACUGUGGGUAAGUCAUGUCACCAUUCUGUGCCUCAGUUUUCCCCUCUGUAAAAUGGGAGUAAUUAUUAUUAACCUGCUUUGUAAAGUGCUUUGAGAUCUACUGAGGAAAAGCAAUAGAUAAGAGCUAGCUAUUAUUAUUAUCUUUAAAAAACGGGCAUUUUAGGAUGGCCUAUCCCUGCCAGCCCUCCGUUCCUAACCAAGAGGAUAUAAUCUUAGUGACCACUCUGAUUGUGUGAUUCCACAGUUAUUCUGCUCUGUGCCUUAGUCCACACUGUAAAUGCGGGAUGGUCGCUUAAUAUGUGUUAGCCCCCCUACGCCUUCAAAAUCUGCUUUCUGGACGAACGCCUCCUAGACAAUGCUUUAAAAACAGCAGGUACAGCAUGGGCUUCACAAAUACAAUGCUCUACACAGAACAGUGCAUGCUUCCCCAGCACUGCACCACCAGCGUGCCUCAACCUUAUUCUGGAGGGACCAUAUUUAAGAGUGAGAGUGCCCCCUCCUGCCCCCCCAAGCCAUAAAUGUGCUGCUCAUAAAGACACCUCAUGUCCCAAAGCAGGGAGGUGAUAGACCAGCACCGAUGAGAUCACACCUAGAAUGCUCAACUGAGUCCAACACGCCUCCACACCAGAAAGAGGGAGACCGGAAUUCAGAGAAAACCAGCAAGAAUAACUAAGGGUGUGGGAGGGCUGGGCUGGUUGAGGAAAGAUUAAAAGAAGUCCUGGAUUGGCUGCAGGAUGACGAUGGGGCAUGACUCCGAUGCACAAGGAUGUAACCUCAGUUUAGUAAGAAUUGUUAGGGGUGGUAAGGAGGGCUAUAACUAGGAGGAAAGGGAUGAAAUUAAGGAUAAUGAAAGCUGAAUAUCAGGGAAACUUCGUAAUAGCGAGAUCUUUUCUUUUGUGGAAUAGUCUCCCAAGGGAAAUGGUGGAAGGCCCCAUCAGCUGAAUUAUUUAAAAGCGGUUUGGAUAAAAGACUUAAAACUAUACUGUGUAGAACAAUCUCGCAUUAGUCAGGAGAUGGAGGAGGUGAACGAAUGUUGUAGAACUUAUCCCUCUCUAGCUUCUGAGAGAGGUUCAUUCAAUUCUUGGCUUCUUCAGUGGGACUGCCAACUCGUCUAGCCCCCAUUGCGAUGUCACCCGUCCACUAAAACUGGUCUGGGACCACCAAGCUCAUUUUCACAUAGUCCACCAAAUAACCAUCCAGAUGGUAACAACUUUCAAUAUGGGAUGGAUUUGAACUGGUGACACAGAGAUGAAAUAUCCCAAAUCCCAUUGCCAAUCCCCUGAACAAAGUGAUGUUAUAUGUAAAGGGAAACGAAUGACGUCUGUGAUGUUCAUGCAAACCAUCUAUAUAUGCAUCAUGAACAUCAUCUUCUGCAGAUGCUUUGAAUGUUGGUCUGUUGCAUUUGGGAAAGAAAAAUAUUCCUAUGGGCAUUAUGAGGCCAGUCCUGAACGCCUUACUUAGGCUAAAGUCCAAUUGACUUACACUGGAGCAGCUCUGGGCCCUCCAUCUGCUUCCCAGUACUAUAAAAUAUCCCAGCCAGUGGGAUGAAAUAGCUGCUAGUGAGAGACUCCAGCACCAUUUACUGGCUGGAGAUCCUGAAAUAGCAGUAGUGGUAUUUAUGAAAAUUCACUUUUAACAGAUAGUUUCUUAUCCAGGAACUAUUAUUUAGUUAAUUAAGGCAUCGCUGCAGGAUUCCUUUUCUGUUAUAAUCACAUCCCUACUUUCUUGGGAACUUUAGUAGCAUUAAAAUCCCAAACUCCUAAAAGACUCCAGUUAGUGCAGUUCCUUUUUAGUUAUUAAUAUACCCCAGUGUAGUUUAUAAAGGGUUUUAAAUGAUUAAUAGAUGUGAUAAGUUGUUACAGAUAUAAAUAGCGUGUGUUAUAGAAGAUGGUUAUCAGCACCUUAGUAGAAGCUGUUCUAGGUGGUUGUAAGUCCUGGUUAAAAACAACCUACUGACCUGUUGGAUUGUGACAAUCUGUAACCUUUCAUUAACUAUAUAUUAAAACAUCUGUUAAUUAUGUAUUAACCAUUUAUAAAUGUAUCCUUAAUAUAAAGGAUGGUGAAGAAUCCCUUCUGAAAAAGGUAGAAAGGAAAAGAGAACUUUCAAGAGCACAUUUCUCAAGCCACCUUCUCAAAUAUACCCUGGAGAUAUAUAAUAGCUGGAAUGAAUUACUGUCACAUCUAUGCACUGCAGUAACUUCAUCUCCUACAUGUCUCAGUGUUAUAUGCAUUGCUAUGAGUUCAUUUUCUCUGAUAUUAGUUUAUCACCUACCUCCUAGAGCUUGCAUUAUAAAAAAAAAAAAAAGAAA
This is a messenger RNA of Caretta caretta (loggerhead turtle), 8522 nucleotides long. It is a transcript of the gene TRIM47, whose product is annotated as tripartite motif containing 47. NCBI's taxonomy places the organism in Eukaryota, Metazoa, Chordata, Testudines, Cheloniidae. Gene Ontology annotation, molecular function: zinc ion binding; protein binding. The record is from RefSeq and is a predicted model, not a curated record.